This is a messenger RNA of Cryptococcus wingfieldii CBS 7118, 777 nucleotides long. RefSeq lists its product as hypothetical. NCBI's taxonomy places the organism in Eukaryota, Fungi, Basidiomycota, Tremellomycetes, Tremellales, Cryptococcaceae. Bases 1 to 777 code for a protein of 258 amino acids. The record is from RefSeq and is a predicted model, not a curated record. The transcript has 2 exons.
AUGUCCAAGCGCCCCAUCAGCCCGCCCGCGGACGGCCCUCAAGAAGAAGGCAGAGACGAGCCCCAUCAAUCGAGACUAUGGCCGCCGAUAUCGCAAGAUAGCAGCAAUGAAGCCGUCACCAAGAUCAUCUCUGCGGACGAUGUAGAGCUGUAUGUGCCCGAGCACCUUUUGAGGUCACAUAGUGUCGUUUUCCGAACCAUGCUCAAUGAUAUCCCAUCCCCUCCCCCAGCCAGCGGCAACUCCCAUCCUAUCGAACUCACCGACCCCAAGAUCGAAGGACACAAGACCUUGCACCUUUUCCUGGCUAUCGUGACUGGCGAAGAUCUGAAAGACGCCGUUGCUCGCGAUCAGAUUGUAGGAGCGCGCGGGGAGAUGUUGUUGGCUGUCAUGCGGUUUGCCGAGAAAUGGGACUGCCCUAUAGCAACCCGUCUUUUGACAUUCUCUUUAAUGGAGCUCGCUGGGAAAGGCCUGCACCAAAGAGUGGUAUCGCGUUGGGACAUUUUUGUCAUUGCUGCGCAGAUGGGUCUGCCAGAGAUCGCUGCCAAAGUCAUCGAGGUCUACAGAGCGGACAUUGCGAGCUCUGAUCCGGAGAUUUCUUCUUACCCACCACCCUCUUGGCCUAUUUUCCUGGGGGCCUAUCCCGAAUUCGCCAUUUCCAGCCUCAAGCCCGAAGCGUGGGGUGUCAUACCGAGCCAUUAUUUGCACGCCCUUUAUCGAGCAUCGACUACCACAGCUCUUGGUGAUGAUAAUCAAGAUUGGUGUGAAAAUUGUAAUUAA